AUGUCUCCUCAGAUCAAAACUCAUCUCUUGCCGAAGCAAGAACCGUCGUCUGAGAAGCAUGGAUCUACCUCCGGCGUCGUUUUCAACGUCUCGACGAGCAUAAUCGGAGCCGGUAUAAUGUCGAUGCCGGCGGCGUUUAAGGUUCUCGGAGUCAUCCCGGCGUUUUUGAUCAUCACGAUCAUAGCUUGGCUCUCUACAAUCUCUGUUGGAUUUCUGAUGAAAUCUACCCUCGCCGGAGAAUCGACUACUUACGCCGGAGUCAUGAAAGAGUCGUUCGGGAAAACAGGAUCCGUCGCUGUACAGAUUGCUACAAUGGUUGCCACUUUUGGUUGUAUGGUUAUCUUCUCGAUUAUCAUAGGAGAUGUUCUCUCGGGUAAUGAAAAUGGAGGAUCUGAACAUUUUGGAGUUUUGCAAGAAUGGUUUGGUUCUCAUUGGUGGAACACGAGGAUCUUCGCUUUGUUGUUCAUCUACGGCUUCGUCUUGCUUCCAUUGGUCUUGUGCAGGCGUGUGGAGAGACUGGCAUUUAGUUCUGCGGUAUCGUUUCUGCUUGCGGUGCUAUUUGUGGUAAUAAGCUCGGUGCUGGCGAUUUCCGCGUUGAUGAAAGGGGAAACGAAGAAUCCAAGACUGUUCCCAGAGCUGAACAAUGGAGGAUCUUUCUGGAAUCUCUUCACAGCUUCCCCUGUUAUAGUUACAGCCUUCACGUUUCAUUUCAAUGGCAAGAACCCAUCUCUUAUUCAUCCAAUUGGGUUCGAGCUCAAGGAUCCAUUACAUGUGAUCCCAGCAACUAAGAUCUCUGUCAUCUUGUGCGCUGCGAUCUACUUCGCCACUGGACUCUUCGGGUAUCUCCUUUUCGGAGACGCAACAAUGUCGGAUAUUCUAGUGAACUUUGACCAGAGCUCUGGUUCCUCCAUUGGUUCUCUUCUCAAUGACAUCGUCAGACUCAGCUACGCGCUUCACCUCAUGCUGGUCUUUCCACUCAUGAACUUCUCACUGAGAGCAAACCUGGACGAGCUCUUGUUCCCCGUGAAGCCGUCCUUGGCCAAAGACUCGAAAAGAUUCGUCGGACUCACUCUGGCUCUACUGAUCUGCUGUUUCUUGUCUGCAAUCGCUGUGCCAGACAUUUGGUACUUCUUUCAGUUCUUGGGAUCAACCACCACAGUUUCCAUAGCAUUCAUAUUUCCAGCCGCCAUUGUUUUAAGGAAUGUCCAUGGUGUAUCGACUUCAAGAGAGAAGAUGGUAGCUGCAAUAAUGCUUGUUCUUGCUGUUGCCACUAGCAUCAUCGCUAUAUCGACGAAUUUGUACAGCCUCACAGCAAACUGA
Molecule: messenger RNA, 1320 nt
Organism: Thlaspi arvense
Lineage: Eukaryota; Viridiplantae; Streptophyta; Magnoliopsida; Brassicales; Brassicaceae
Source: the annotation of a GenBank genome assembly